This is a messenger RNA of Priapulus caudatus, 1063 nucleotides long. RefSeq lists its product as uncharacterized. The record is from RefSeq and is a predicted model, not a curated record. Lineage: Eukaryota; Metazoa; Priapulida; Priapulimorpha; Priapulimorphida; Priapulidae. The transcript is spliced from 2 exons. The coding region runs from base 1 to 369 and encodes 122 amino acids.
AUGACAACUGAGCAUUAUUCCACGCUCGCGUCCUCCGCUGAUGUAGUCUUUUGUGCGGACGUCAAAUUUCGCGGCGGCGGCGGCGGCGGCGGCGGCAGCGGAGAAUCGCUUGAGACAGGCAAGCCGAUGGUGAUCCGCACGUGCGGCGUGGACAGCGGCACGCUGACCAUUGACACGGAGAUCGUGCGCAUGAGUCACUGCGGCCGCUUCAUGUACAACGGCGACAAAGUCUCUGGCUGCCUCACCAGCUGCGACAACGUGGACGGCUGUAACGCGGCGACGACAACGGCGACGACGACGACGUUGGCGAUGGCAAUCGCCGUCGCGCUCGCGUGCAUGCAGCACCGCGCGUGGCCGAUCUUCAUGUGACACGAUGACGUCAUCGGUCGGUGGCGAACCCUUCCCUUAAAGCUGCGCAGUAAUAAUAGCAUCGGGGCGAGGAGAGAUUAGAGAGCGGAGAAAGAAUGGGAAGCCCGACAAACUCUCGCAUUACCCGCCUGCUUGAAUUAGCAAGGUGAAUCCGGCAGGUGAAAAUAAGCCGCAGAUGCGGCCAUCAAAAGACAGUCGAUUAACGAUUGCCGUGAUUGGAGGGCGGAAACCCCGUAACCUGAUUCGUCAUAGUGCCGCGGCCUCUUUGAUGUUUCUAUUAGAGGUUGAACUGCCUGAUGACCUAUUUCGUGCUGAUGAAUCGAAGGGCGGAAAUACAUCGACUGCUUUGAUGUUUAUGCGAGAGGGAUUGUUUACGCUCGGCAACCUCUGCUGAUUUGACACGCGGGACUGACACGUGGCAACCCCAGCUGUUACUGGACCAGGGUGCUGACAACUGGUGACAACGGCCGCACACGGCAGCAGUGACAAUUAAAGAAAAGAGACUUGCGUCGACUCGCGUCGCGUUCUUGAGUCCGGGCAGGUUACACGGGAGAGGAAAUCACACGUUACACAUGUGACUGCCACCCGCGUGGAAUGGCCCAACGUUGCCAGCCUCGUGGUCUGCGUCAGACAGAUACACAACACACACACACACACACACAUACACACACACACACACACACACACACACACA